Perkinsus marinus ATCC 50983 is the source of this 1812-nucleotide messenger RNA. RefSeq lists its product as hypothetical. NCBI's taxonomy places the organism in Eukaryota, Perkinsozoa, Perkinsida, Perkinsidae. The transcript is spliced from 2 exons. The coding region runs from base 1 to 1812 and encodes 603 amino acids. The record is from RefSeq and is a predicted model, not a curated record.
AUGUGCUACGGUAAUGAUCACAAGGACCCGAAAGUGCGAGAAGCGUAUGAAACGUUCUACACUGUGGCCUGUGUUCCUUUCUUGCCCGUCUCGCUCACCGCUGUUGCAUUCGAGGCUGCUAUUGGAGGCUUGCCGCGACGUGAGCGGAAUAUUCUAUCGGGAUAUCUCCACCGAAAGUACGGAUUGGGGAAGCAGGUCGGCCCAGCCGUCUUGAACCUGCGGGCGAGGGUUAUGUCCUCUAGAGGGAGGACGAAUAACGCACAGGAAGGGUUCCACAUGGGAUGGGGUCGGAGGUUCGCGAAGACCUCCCGUCCCCACCUGUGGGUCUGGGUGGAUGCGGUAAGGCGGAUCAUCAGCGAAGUAUAUGCUGACGCUGUCAUGUAUGAUCGCGGUGACGCAUGGUAUCGGAAGCCUGAAUACGUUGCGCUUGACGCCAGGCUGCAAAUUCUUUGCGGCCGUCCGGUUGACGAACCUGAUCUCCAUGAAUGGUUCAAGCUCGCCCGUGGAGUCGUCAGGGGAGCAGUCAAGCACGCUGCUCAGUGCAAUAACGACGAUGUCGACAUCAACUCCGAUGACGAUGAUGAUGAUGAUGAUGAUGAUGAUGAUGGUAGUGCAGAGCAGGAGUUCAGCUACGGUGACGAUAUGAAGCCUAGCCAGAACAGCUCCACUCAAGUUGGAGGCGAUCAUUCUUCGCACUGCCCGGGGAAGCGUCAGCGGGUGGAUAUUACCAGUCAGGAUGUGACACUUGAGUCCCGCGCACCGGUGUCCCCUGAUGACGAACCUCCUCAGCCUUCUGUAUAUUCUGAUGCUGGUCUAUCCUCUUCAAUCGUGGACUUGUUUCACAAGACUGCUAACCACCGUUCCCAACCAUCACCAAGCGCAUCGACCGGUAAGGUUGAAGCUGCAUCCCAAGGAUCGGUGCCUCAGCGGCCGAAGCCGAACUCUCAGUGUUCGGCGGAGGAACCCAAUGCAUCAACAGAGGAGCUCGAUGGAUCGCCUGAGUGUAGGCCAUCGUCCUCAACCGCGUCGCCUAACUGGUUGGUGCAUGAUACUCUACUUGGCGAGUUCCGUCUCACUGUGCUGGAUCGUCACGACUUAGCUUCACCUUGUACCGAAAUUUCCGACAUGGCUGUUGGUACCUGGAUGGCCCUACUGUGUACUAGGUGCUUAUGUUUGCUGCAGUUUCCUCCGAUAACUCCAGCAUCAUUAGAGGUUAUGAAAACACAGCUUGAGGGCAUUCCGAAAGCUCCUAGCCUCAGCAAUGCACCCUUGAUCAUCCAACCCUUAUACGACUAUGGAGCUAAGCAUUUUGCCCUCGCUGUCAGGAAUCACGAGGGACUAGUGCUAUAUCUCGAUAGCGCACUGGGUAUGAACGCGAUUCCUGGACCUAUGCGUGAAGUGAUGACCGCUAUCUUCGGCAAAGGUACAAAGUGCGUAUGUUUGCGCACACAACAGCAGACACCCGGAUCUGCAAACUGCGGCCUCUUCACAUUGGCGUGGGCGACAGAGUACGCCCUCCAACGAGCGACUGUCGAUCCGGAGAAGGCCACUUACGAUGAGGAAAAAAUGCGGGAUCAUGCGGUUCGUUGUCUGCAGGAGAAGAGAUUAAAGCCAUUCCCACGAAAACGCGGAAGGCCCGGCAAAAACAACCGUCUUCAGGGCCGGAUGGAUAUCGAGCUAUGCGAAUAUUACACAGUUGUACUCGAACAGAACUCCCUAGUAGUAAAGUCAUAUGAGCUGCGCUGCUACGCUAAGUAUGAGGUUGAAAAGAAGGGACAUUGCCGCGAUAACUGCACUCGUAAUGCUCACUAG